AUGGAUGAAGAAAGCUUAAGUAGGAUUUGUGUUAGUGCCUUCUCUGACAGUGAAAUUGUGACUGCAAAACGGUUACUAUUUGAAUCCUUGUCAGCCGUCAAAAGUAUGAAAACUCGUCGAAGAGAUGGAAAGACCUUACGAGAUAUUGACGAUAUAAUAUGCCUUGUGAAGGUGACUGAUCCUGAAAAAUUACCAGUUUUUGUUGCUCGUGAACUUCAAAAAUUGACACCGGUUUUGUUUGAUCAUGUUGACGUUACUCGCAUUCUCAAGGACUUAGUAAAAAUGCGUAGUGAAAUUGAGCUUAUAACAGAGCAAUAUGCCACUAAAAAACAAUUUGAUGCUUUAAAAUCAGACGUCGAAAGCUUGAAAAAGGCAUCGUUAGUCAAUAAUUUUGCUAGUAAUGUUAAUACUAAACGAGGUUCAUGUUUUAUAAAUAGUUUUGGCUGUGAUAGUGGACCAACGGGACUAUCUCCCGUAAGAGAAUAUCAACGUGAAGAAAAUAUAUCAACACAAUGUUUAUCGUCAUUCUCAGUACAAAAUAAAAGCCUUGAAAAAAGUGAAAGUGACCAGCAGACAGAUGUGGGUAGUACACAAAAUAAGUUGGCUCUCAGCGCCGAAUCACGCGAAUUAACAAUUAUAGGUCAUAAUAACGAAUCAGCUGUUGACCGAGCAAAUGUUUGUUUUUUGAACAAUACCCCGGUUUUGAGUCAUAUAUUGUCGCCGGUGCUCUCUGCUUCGCCUAUACAAUCUGUCAUUGGAAAUAAUAAACUGUUCCGAAUGUCUACGCAGUAA
Messenger RNA from Diatraea saccharalis (sugarcane borer), 792 nucleotides. Lineage: Eukaryota; Metazoa; Arthropoda; Insecta; Lepidoptera; Crambidae. The record is from the annotation of a GenBank genome assembly.